AUGUUAUCGACAUCAAGUGUAGUCAGAAGUCUGUUUAGCACACGUGUCACACCAGUCUUUAGCAGAGGUGGAGCAGCAUCAGCAACAACUUUGUUGUUAAACAGGAGCUCAUACUCAACCACAACCACGACUGGAGCAUCAUCGGGUUCAUUGGCCGAUGAGUGUACACUCGAGCGUCUGUCUGGCAAGGAUGCAGGUAUCAGUGUGAUCUCAUUCAAUCGUGCACCCGUCAAGAAUGCCAUUGGUGCCAACCUGCUCAAGUUGUUCAAGAGCCACUUGCAGACUCUGCGCUUCGAUAACACUACCCGUGUCGUCCUUCUUCGCAGCACUGUCCCAGGCAUCUUCUGUGCUGGUGCCGAUCUCAAAGAGCGCGCUCAAAUGUCACAACAACAAGCAUCCGAGUUUGUCUAUGACCUGCGAUCAUCUUUCACUGAUCUCGAGGUCAUGCCAAUGCCAACGAUCGCUGUCAUGGAGGGCGCAGCACUUGGAGGUGGAAUGGAGAUGGCCAUCUCAUGUGACUUUAGAGUUGCCAGCAAGUCAUCAAGGAUGGGUCUGCCAGAGACAGGUCUGGCCAUCAUCCCAGGUGCAGGUGGCACGCAAAGACUCCCAAGACUCAUUGGACCAGCAUUGGCUAAGGAGUUGAUCUUCACUGGCGAGAUAUUGAACUCACAGCGCGCAAAGGAGAUUGGAUUGAUUCAACAUGAGACUGAGCCAAACGAGGCAUAUAACAAGGCAUUGGAGUUGGCAAGAUUGAUCCUGCCAAAGGGACCCAUCGCCAUCAAGGUGGCCAAGAUCGCAGUCGACAAGGGAAUGAAUGUAGACAUUGCCACUGGCAUGACCAUCGAACAAGCAUGUUACGCUCAAGUCAUCCCAACCAAGGAUAGAACUGAAGGACUCACAGCAUUCAAGGAGAAGAGGUCUCCAGUUUACAAAGGAGAGUAA
Acytostelium subglobosum LB1 is the source of this 942-nucleotide messenger RNA. RefSeq lists its product as hypothetical. NCBI's taxonomy places the organism in Eukaryota, Evosea, Eumycetozoa, Acytosteliales, Acytosteliaceae. Bases 1 to 942 code for a protein of 313 amino acids. The record is from RefSeq and is a predicted model, not a curated record. Gene Ontology annotation, cellular component: mitochondrion. Gene Ontology annotation, biological process: fatty acid beta-oxidation. The transcript is spliced from 3 exons. Gene Ontology annotation, molecular function: enoyl-CoA hydratase activity.